GUGGGAGGGGCUUAGGGGGCGGAAGGUGUCCGGUGUGGCGGCAACCGGGCUUGAGUGUGAUCAGGCUAGUCGACUGGAGCCGGAGCGGAGGCGCUGGGAUUUGUGUCACUUUACGCUCGAUUCGCUACUCCGAGUCUGUCGAUAUGUCCGACGAGGAGCAGGAACAGACCAUUGCCGAGGACCUCGUGGUCACCAAGUACAAGAUGGGCGGCGACAUCGCCAACCAGGCUCUGCGUCUGGUUGUGGAAGCAGCCAAGCCUGGCAUCUCUGUGCUCAGCCUAUGUGACAAAGGUGACGCCUACAUCAUGGCUGAAACGGGAAAGGUCUUCAAGAAGGAGAAGGACAUGAAGAAAGGCAUUGCCUUUCCAACCAGCGUCUCGGUUAAUAAUUGUGUUUGCCACUUCUCCCCUCUGAAGAGUGACCCCGACUACACACUUAAGGAUGGAGAUCUGGUCAAAAUUGACCUCGGCGUUCACGUUGACGGCUUCAUUGCCAACGUUGCUCACAGCUUUGUAGUGGGAGCCACAAAGGAGAACCCCGUCACAGGACGCAAAGCCGACGUCAUCAAAGCGGCCCAUCUUUGCGCCGAAGCCGCUCUUCGCCUGGUCAAACCUGGUAACCAGAACACUCAGGUGACAGAGGCCUGGGGCAAGAUCUCCCAGUCAUUCAAAUGCUCACCUAUCGAGGGCAUGUUGUCUCAUCAGUUAAAGCAGCAUGUCAUCGAUGGAGAGAAGACCAUCAUCCAGAAUCCAACAGACCAACAAAGGAAGGAUCAUGAGAAGGCAGAGUUUGAGGUGCACGAAGUUUACGCUGUGGACGUCUUGGUCAGCACAGGAGAAGGGAAGGCCCGCGAUGGAGGUCUGAGGACUACCAUAUAUAAGAGGGACCCUAGUAAACAGUAUGGGCUGAAGAUGAAGACUUCCCGUACUUUCUUCAGUGAGGUUGAACGCCGCUUCGAUGCCAUGCCCUUCACUCUUAGAGCAUUCGAGGAUGAGGCCAAAGCCCGACUAGGAGUAGUAGAAUGUGCCAAGCAUGAGUUGCUGCAGCCCUUCAGUGUCCUACACGAGAAAGAGGGAGAGUUUGUAGCUCAGUUUAAGUUCACAGUGCUGCUGAUGGCCAACGGGCCUCACAGGAUCACCAGCGGACCCUUCGAGCCGGAGUUGUACAAGUCAGAGCAUGAAGUCCAGGAUGCAGAGCUAAGGACUUUACUACAGAGCUCCGCAAGCAGGAAAACACAAAAGAAAAAGAAAAAGAAGGCUUCAAAGACAGCAGAAAAUGCAGCAGGGCAGCCAAGUGAGGAAACAGACGCGGCAGAAUAACUAGCUGCCUUCACGCCCAUGCAAGAAGAUAACGACCCUGCUGUCCGACGGUCACUCUGAAGAGCUGAUUUCACAAUAUGUCCAAUUUACAAAAGCAACACUGGAACUGGAAGUGCAUAUUUCAUAAGCGACAUUGUUUCUUGAACUCUUGGAUGCCUAACCCUUUACUGCAUUAUAGAAAAGGACAGAAAGGAAAUGAGUGAGUGUGCUUGUUACUUAAUAAAAACUCCUCACCUUACUAGUUACAGCUGAAACAGUCCCCCUCUAAAAUAUCUCAAACUUAACAUUGGGCAUUAACGGGACUAGCAACUUGUUUUUGAUGUCCAAAUUUGAUUAAAGAAUUAUUGAAGCCGUUGCUUUCAGCACAUGUCCAAUCGUGUGUGUGAGGCCAUAUUUCUCUUGAUGAAGCAAAUUAGUGAACGAUUUAAGUCAUGUCAGUUCAAUCGUCCUGUGGGUCAUCUGCCAUUUCUUUGAUGGACAUACAACAAAGGGUUUUAUUUGGUGCUUGUCGCUCCAGAAAAUUGACAUUGUUAGGAUAGUUCCAUAAGUGUAGAAUGCAACCGACAGUAUUUUACAAGGUUUGUAGUGUCAUAGACAACAUGUUUCAUGCCGGUCAGAUAUUUUUUGAAGAAUACUCCCACUUAUGCAUUUAGAAGUUAGAGGGCAAACGGGUGUUGGGGAACAAAUGCUAAAUGUACUGCCAUUAAAGCAUGAGAGAAGUCUCGCAGGGUUUAUCCUUCUGAAGAGAGAAUCUCAGAUUUGAGGAGUCGAGACAUGGCUUCAGAUUUGUCCAAAUGCACAAUCCUGCAGUGUUGUUUGGUCAGUGGGCAAAGGACUUUUCAAAUGACUACAAUAAACCUUUUCAUAUUUGUUUUCAAUAAAGGUACAUUUAUGCC
Messenger RNA from Hippocampus comes (tiger tail seahorse), 2215 nucleotides. It is a transcript of the gene pa2g4a, whose product is annotated as proliferation-associated 2G4, a. Bases 144 to 1319 code for a protein of 391 amino acids. The record is from RefSeq and is a predicted model, not a curated record. The transcript is spliced from 13 exons. Lineage: Eukaryota; Metazoa; Chordata; Actinopteri; Syngnathiformes; Syngnathidae.